AUGCAACUUCUCAUAACUCUUCUAAUUUUCUCCAUUUUCACCACCCCAAUUUUUGGAGUUCGCGCAUCUGUGCGACUCAAGAAGAAACAACAUUCAUCCGACGAUUCCGAAGACGAAGAAUAUCGAGACGAGAUCGAGAAUUCGAUUUAUGACAAGUCUUCGAUUUUCGAGCAAGGGUAUGUGUGUAGUUUGAUCUUUCCUCCAAAAAACAGAAAGCCGGAAAAGAAAAUUCCCAGAAAAAAUCCGACAACAUGUCAAAAAUCUCUUGACGUACUCAAAAAACGUCGGAAACUCGAAAAAAAAUGUUUUUUUUUCAGAGAAACACAUGAUUUUUUGCAAUUUUUGCGGAGUAUACAAUAUGAUCAUCGACAAGUGCCAGAUGAUGGAAAUGAAGGUGGGAACAGGGGGUAGAAGGAGGUGCUACUUGAUAUGAAAAAGGCGUGUCAAGGAGUGGAGCCUAGAGGAGAAUAGAGGGUCUAGAAGGCAUCGCUUUAGACGGAUUUUUAGUGUCAAAGAGUGGCGCCUAGAGAAGCUUGAUCGUUACAAGGAGUGUUACCUUUAGAACAGAAAUGAUGUAUCUAGGGAGCACUGCUUGACAAAAUUCUUCUUUUCAAGGAGUAGCCACUUGAUAUCACGGCUGCCAAGAGUUCGUUGCUUCACAAGAAAACAGGUGUCAAGGAGCGCCUGCUUGACACACUUUUUGUGAAGCAUCGGCCCCUUCUGGAGCAUGUUCUGUCAAGUUUUGAACAGAAAAUUUCAACAAGAUCAAUAAAGUUCGAAAUUCCAAUGAGAAAGAUUGAACUUUAGGGGAAUCCCAAAAUUAAAUCGAAUUUUCACUUUUUCACGGAAAUUCUGCGGAAAUCCAAUUUUCUCCCAAAACAAUUUUAUUUCAGGAAGAAUCAAGGGAAAACUUUUCGAGCCAAAGAAAACUUAAAAUCCAAAAAUCCUACAUUCCAGGCCCAGUCGCCGUCAACGUCUCAAUCGUCGUCUCAAACAUUCGUUCAGUAUCCGAAGUCACAAUGGACUAUUCAAUCGAAAUGUUCUACCGUGAAUCAUGGCUCGAUCCUCGCCUCAAAUACAAUGCCUCCAAAUUCAAAAACAAAACCGAAAUCAGUUUACACGAGAGCUACUCAAAUUUCCUUUGGCAUCCCGACACAUUCGUCCCAAAUGCAAUCAGCUCCAAAAAUCCACGCCGUCAAUCAAUAACUCAUCGCUCAUUGCUCAGGUUAAGAUCAAACGGAAGUAUACUCUACAGUCGAAGGUUGUCUUUGAUUCUAACAUGCGGGAUGGAUCUAACUCUAUUUCCCUUUGACACACAGUUAUGCAAAAUGGGAAUUGAGAGCUGUAAGUUAGCCAAACUCUAGAAAAAAUCUAUGGGAUUUUCAGAUGGUUACACCGCCGAUUUUGUAAAAUACGCCUGGUCUACCGGAAUGAUAAAAUCCCUAAAACUUCAUAAAAUCCGUCUGCCGGAUUUCCAAAUAAAAAGAGGCUUAUGUGACAAGUCGCGUGGAAUCCUAUGCAACUGGCGAUUAUUCUCGACUUUAUGUUUGUUUUGUUUUCAGUCGAGCCGCCGGAUUCUGUUUUUUGCAACUAAUUAUUCCAUCGACAGCAGUUGUGAUAACUUCAUGGGUUUCGUUGUGGAUGGAAAAUGAAACAUCGUUUCAGGUAAGUGACGAAGGUUGCCUAAUUACAAGCUUCACAAAUAUUGCAGGACAUGAUUUCAAUAAUCCUAACAAUCACAUUUCUCCUUUUCUCCUACAACGAAGUUAUGCCACGUGUCAGUUACAUCAAAGCGAUGGAUGUUUAUUUGGGAGUUUGUUUUUGUAUCGUAUUUUUAUCGCUGAUCAAAUUGGCAGCUGUGAAAUAUAUGCGACAACGAUUGUUGAUCACCAGGUGAGGAAAAAUGAUUGAAAAUGUGAAGGCCUAUCCGAAUUCUGAGGCUUGGGGUAGUCUCAUUUAAUUUUUUUCCCAAAAAAAUUCCCAAACUCAGGAUUUUUUUUCAAUUUUAAAGUUUCCUUUAAAAAAAUUUCAAAUUUUUUACGUUUCAAAAAUUUCAUUUGAGAUCUCGAACCGAGAUUUUUUCCGUUUCUUCAGUUUUAUGGUUCAUUUAUGGCUUCCAUGGCAAAAUUAGGAAUCCUUUCUGAUUUUUUCAGAAAUUCUAAUGGGAAAAAGGAGACUGAGGGCUAACAGCCUGAGAGCUAAUAAUCACUGUGAUCAUAGAAAUCUUGUUAUUUUUGGGCUUCCAGAUUUUGUUCUAGAAUCCGAAACAAAAAACUAUUUCCUAAAUUCAAAAUUUCUUUAAAGGGACACAUCAAUAGUUGCUGCUGGCAUGUUGCCAAUGCUUCGAAUCGUUCAAACACCGGAAACCGAAACACGCCCUUUUGGCUACGAAAAUUCGGGAGCAACUUUGACGCGAAAAGAUAUUUAUCAGCAUAUUGAUGAUACAAAUUCUACGGGAAGUCCAGUUUGUCGACAAAAUCGAAAAGGUUCGUUUUUCUUCAAGAUGGGGAGCUAGGGGGUACUGUAGAUAACGCGCGUAGCGUGUGUGCGUCGCGUGUCGGAGCCAGUUCAUAUAUAUAAAACUACAGUAGUCCGGAGUACUGUAAAUAUCGUUUUUCUCGUUGCACAUUUAACAGAAACGACCAUUGAUAGAGAAAACAACUCACAAGUGUUUUUUCAAAUCUCAAAUAACAUUUUUGAAACGUAAAAAAUUCAGAUUUUGUUGAGGGUGAAAAAAGCAGAAAUUUUCUUAAAUUCCAGAUUUCUAGUCUAAAUUCCACUCAGAACUUCGAAAAAAAAGUCAAAACCGCCCGACAAUUCUCCCAAACCUCCAAAUUUUCAGCCAAAAACCUCCAGAAUUUUCAGAACCCCUAACAGUCUCAAACUCCACCAGCUGGUUUGAAUUCACACCAACUUUUAUGCACCGUUUUCAUUGGAUCACUCAAAUGAUCUUCUUUUUCGGCUUCGUCAUUUUUUGCCUAUUCUAUUUUCUAGUCUACCCGAAUAUUCAUACACAGGUUAGAAUUGCUACGUCAUAACUCAUAUUCAGAGUUAGGAAAAGUCUAAAAAGUUUCCUUUUUGCAGCUAACCGACGAAGAUUGUGAUCGCGAAAUGGCCGAAUGGUUUGCCGACAUUAAUUAA
Molecule: messenger RNA, 3141 nt
Organism: Caenorhabditis angaria
Lineage: Eukaryota; Metazoa; Nematoda; Chromadorea; Rhabditida; Rhabditidae
Source: the annotation of a GenBank genome assembly